UUUCCAUGAUAACGGAUGUUUACAGGUGUUGUGAUUUAAAUCCGAUGCUUAUUGUUCACACCUGGAGAAAGGCCUGUUCGCUGCAUCGCUCCUUCCAGACAACUAUCUUUCUGAAGAGGAUGUGCUGUUAACAGCUAACGGAUCAGAUGAAAGAUGAAUUCCACAAACAUGCCAGACAACUUUCUGACUCAGAGGCUGAAUGUAGAAGAACAGCUACAGGGAGGAUGGCAUUACAGUGCUGCUCAAUAUUCCAACACGUUUAUGGUGGAGCCUCAUGCUCACCAGAUGCCCUACCAGAUAUGCUGCACUGACUAUCUCCACAGUGCCCCUAGCUGGUUGCCAUUUGGGGGCCUUCAUCAUUAUGGUCAGUUCAUGUCACAGUGGUUCUACAAUUCCCAGGGAAUGGUAUAUCACCCUGCAUACCCUUACUAUGGAUACCAGACAUCACUGGAAACAAGCCAUGAAGUUGUUGAUGCAACCAGCUUUCAUUAUCAGACAUUACAUCAGCCGAACUUUGCCUCAGACCAGGGAAUUAACGAUGAUGUCUCUAUGGUUCCAUCGUUUGUAGAGGUACCACAUCUUGCUGUAAUUCACACCGGUGGACUGGAUCUCGCAUACAACCUUUCCACCAGGGCACAGGUUCCUGCUCACCUUACUUACCAUGAUCUUCAGAGGUUUGGUGAUAGAAGAUUAGUUUUCCCUGUCCCACAUCCCUCAUUGCCUGAGGUCACAUCCCCUGAGGACAUAUCAGAGAUUCAUCAGCGUCCUGUAGAACCUGUAGAGUUUGGAGAUGCCUGUGCAGACACAGGGUCAAUGAGAUUUCACAGGUUUCACCCCCUGGACAUAGAAAAUCACUCCUCACAGCACGUAUACCCGGAGGCCUGUACUGAGCACUUCCCAGAGAGAGCAGAGUUCUGUGAUGGCCCUGUUUCUGCUGCAUCUGAAGCACCACCAACCAUGAAUUUACUCAAUUCUAUGUGCCAAGCUAACCCUGACUUUCACAACAAUUUAACUUUUAACAAUUGGUCAGGCUCAGCGUACCCAACAUUUCCUGAGGUCGCAUCCCUGGAAGACAAUACAAGUUUCUUCCAGUGUGAGAAUGAGACUUAUCAGCCUCCUGUAGAAGCAGAGUUUGAAGAAGCCAGUGUGGACUUACGAUCAAUGGGAUUUCACCCCUGGGCAACUCAAGAUCAUCACUCAGACAGUGUAGACAGAGUGGCCAGUCGAGUCGAGUGCAGUGAUGGUCUUGUUUUAACAACAGAAGCAGCUUCUAAUCAUUAUGAUCCACUGUGUCCUACUAACACAGACUUUGAGGACCUUAACAAUUGGUCGAUCUCAGUGGACCCAAUGUUUCCUGAGGUUACAUCCCUAGGGAAUUCCAUGAUGUUCUUGCAAUGUGAUCCUGAGGCUGAAAUAUUAGAGACUUAUCUGCCUCCUGCAAAGGCAGAGUUUGCAGAAGCCUGUCCAGAACCAGGAUCAAUGGGAUUUGAGGACUCGAUGGACUAUAAAGAGCACUUUCCAGAGAGAGCACAGUUCUGCGAUGGUCUUAUUUCUACAACAGAAGCAGAUUCUACUCAUUAUAAUCAACCAUGCCUUGCUACAACUGACUUUAAGGACCUUAACCUUUGGUCAGACUCACUGGAAGAUACCACAGAGUUCUUUAAAUGUGAGCCUGAGACUGAAAUAUCAAUGAUUUCUCAGCCACCUGUAGAAGUAGAACUUGGAGAAGCCUGUGCUGACACAGAGUCAAUGAGAGUUCACCAAACAAUGACUCAAGAUCACUUCUCAGACCAUGCAGACCUGGUGGAUGGUACUGAGCACUUCCAGGAGCGAGCAGAGUUCUGCGAUGGCCCUGUUUCUACAACAGAAGCAAUUACUACUCAGUAUGAUCAACCGUGCCAUGCUCAAACUGACUUUAAGGACCUUAACAUUUGGUCAGACUCACUGGAACCAACAUGUCCUGAGGUCACAGCCCUGGAUGAUACCACAGAGCUCUUUCAGUGUGAGCCUGAGGCUGAAACAUCAGACAUUUCUCAGCUUUCUGUAAAGCCAGAGUUUGGAGAAGCCUGUGCUGAAACAGGGUCAAUGACAGUUCACCACACAAUGACUCAAGAUCACUUCUCAGACCAUGCAGACUGUACUGAGCAGCUCCAGGAGCGAGCAGAGUUCUGCGAUGGUAUUGUUCCUACAACAGAAGCAGCUAAAACUACUAACCCAGACCUUCAGAACCAUAACAAUGAGUCAGGCACACUAAAGGACCUAAAGCAUCCUGAGGUCACACCCCUAAAAGACACCAUGAGCUUAUGUAAGAUUUCCCAGCCUCCUGUAGAAGAAUCUGAGCCAAUGCAGAUAUAAGGGAGAGAUUAUCCCCCUGAGACUAAAGAUUUAUAGACCUGUAAAUAGUUCUGUGAUAGCCGUACAUUUCUGUGAUAGCUGUUUAUCAUAUUGCAUUAUAUAUUUGAUAUCGAAAUAAAGUCAAGUUCAUGUUCA
Molecule: messenger RNA, 2490 nt
Organism: Astyanax mexicanus (Mexican tetra)
Lineage: Eukaryota; Metazoa; Chordata; Actinopteri; Characiformes; Acestrorhamphidae
Exons: 2
Coding region: 154-2355 (733 amino acids)
Source: RefSeq, a predicted model, not a curated record